UUCUUUCCGAAGGGUCGAGAGGGAAAUAGCUGUCUCUCUACCUCGACUGAAAGUUUCGGCAGCCAUUGGAAACUGUGGCGAGCGAUGGCUGCAGCGGCACCUGGGCAGAUAAACACCGAACCGUUAACUUCGUUGGGUUCUCGAAGCGUCGACUGCUUUAAGAAACUCGAGCACAUUGGCGAAGGCACUUAUGGUCAAGUGUUCACGGCCAGAGAAACCAGAACUGGGGAAAUUGUUGCGUUGAAAAAAAUACGCAUGGAUAAUGAAAAAGAAGGGUUCCCUAUUACUGCAAUCCGGGAAAUUAAAAUUCUGAAGAAGCUUCAUCAUGAAAAUGUUGUUAAGCUGAAAGAGAUUGUAACUUCUGCAGGUCCCGAAAGGGAUGAGCUAAGGAAUCUGGGUCGUGAAAGGGAUGAGCAAGAGAAUCAAGGUCCUGAAAGGGAUAAGCAAGAGAAUCAAGAUAGUAGUAAGUCCAAGGGUGGCAUCUAUAUGGUUUUUGAGUACAUGGAUCAUGAUCUGACAGGCCUUACUGUUCGUUCUGGACAGACAUUUACUGUUCCCCAAAUAAAGUGUUAUAUGAAGCAGUUAUUGACUGGGCUCCAUUACUGUCAUGUUAAUAAAGUACUUCACCGUGACAUCAAAGGUUCUAAUCUUUUGAUAGAUAAUGAGGGGAAGUUGAAGCUAGCAGACUUUGGGCUUGCAAAGUAUUAUUGUAGUAACCACGAGGGAAAUCUUACAAAUCGUGUCAUUACUUUGUGGUAUAGGCCCCCGGAGUUGCUGCUUGGAGCCACAAAGUAUGGUCCAGCUGUUGAUAUGUGGUCUGUUGGUUGCAUCUUUGCUGAACUCCUGCAUGGAAAGCCAAUUUUACAAGGAAGAAAUGAACCUGACCAACUGAACAAGAUAUUCGAGCUUUGUGGAUCACCUGAUGAUAUCAACUGGCCAGAUGUUUCAAAACUUCCUUGGUAUAAUAAUCUCAAGCCAACAAAAACCAUGAAACGAUGUGUUGGGGAAAUUUUUGGACAUUUUGACUUUCAUGCUUUGGAUUUACUGGAGCACUUAUUAACUCUUGAUCCAAAUCAGAGAUGGACUGCGAAGCAAGCACUGAAUGCUGAUUAUUUCUGGGCUGACCCUUUACCCUGUGAUCCAAAGAGCCUGCCUAAGUAUGAAUCAUCACAUGAAUUCCAAACAAAGAAAAGGAAGCAGCAGCAGCAGCAAACUGAAGACGUAUCAAAGAGAUCAAAGUCACAGCAUUCUCAUAAGAAUGAUUGCCUGCCUCCCAUUCAACAUACCGCGCAAGCUCCUCCACAACGGCAGGGGUCCCAUCAUCCGAUGACUGAUACCCAGCCCUCAUUAUCUGCUGGACCUAGCCACCACCACUAUGGAAAGCCGCACGGUCCUCCUGGAGGCCCAAGCAGGUAUCCUCCCAGUGGAAACCAGAGUGGGCCUUACCAUAUGAAUCGUGGAGAUCAAGCUGGAGGUUACAGUGGCAGACCAUAUCCAACGCAAGGACAUGCUCCACCAUAUGCUGGGAGUGGAACUAGUUGUCCUAGCACAAGAGGAGCCGCCGCUGGUUAUGGAAUUGGCCCUCCAAACCAUUCCCAAAACAGUCAAUAUGGAGUUCCUGCUGCUGAUAGAGGUGUGAGUACACGAAAUCAACAGUACGGUCGGAAGUAGUGACAGUUGGAACUAAUGCAUGGAAUUAGGAGGUUAUACCAAUGCAACAAAGAUAGUUAUGGAAUCGCGGUCGUGUUAGGAAAAUCAGUAGGGUUGAAAGUCGCAGAAACAAAAUCUGGCUGUACAUUCUUUUGGGAGUCGUUUUUGUUCCUGCACAUGGUCCUAACGUUUUUCAUGAAACGUUAAACAGAACUGUAGACCCUAACCCUGCCGACAUGUUUGCCGUUAUAGGACCCAACCUGAUGGUUCAAACUAGUUUGUGCAUGCAUUGCUUUUGUAUAAGUUCCCCAAGUAAUAAGAUGCUCGAUUUCCUUUGUUUUC
Molecule: messenger RNA, 1992 nt
Organism: Pyrus x bretschneideri (Chinese white pear)
Lineage: Eukaryota; Viridiplantae; Streptophyta; Magnoliopsida; Rosales; Rosaceae
Product: cyclin-dependent kinase C-1
Exons: 12
Coding region: 85-1671 (528 amino acids)
Biological process (GO): positive regulation of transcription elongation by RNA polymerase II; protein phosphorylation
Cellular component (GO): cyclin-dependent protein kinase holoenzyme complex; nucleus
Molecular function (GO): cyclin-dependent protein serine/threonine kinase activity; RNA polymerase II CTD heptapeptide repeat kinase activity; ATP binding
Source: RefSeq, a predicted model, not a curated record